Elaeis guineensis (African oil palm) is the source of this 1712-nucleotide messenger RNA. RefSeq names its product protein CONSERVED ONLY IN THE GREEN LINEAGE 160, chloroplastic. The record is from RefSeq and is a predicted model, not a curated record. NCBI's taxonomy places the organism in Eukaryota, Viridiplantae, Streptophyta, Magnoliopsida, Arecales, Arecaceae.
UCAUUGGAUGGAAAGCGGGAUUAGCUCUUCACCGAGAUAUCUAUAACCCGAUUCUUACGCGGCCACGUCUUAUGCCCACCCACAUCCACACCCUCGUAAUAAACGGGUGGCCAGAAGAGUAUCCCGUGGGGCUCGCGCAACACGGUGCCUCAGUUCGUUGGAUAUUUACUGGCGAUUAAGAGCUUCGGCAGCCCAUCCGCAUCCACCGCCGCAACUCCGCCAUCGAUGGCCAUCGUCACCGCCACCACCACCGCCGCCUGCCUCACCGUCAUUUGCUCGGCGGUGGUGCCGGCCUCUGACGACCCCUCCCUCUCCGUCCCGUCGCCGCGCCAGACCAAGGUGGUGCUUCCCAAGAAAAAGCCCCUCAAGUGGUCCACCGGCGUUGCUCCGGGGGAGUACGGCGGCCCUCCGACCACCACCAAGCUUCGCAAGUACUGGGGUGGCCACGGCGACGAGGAUCCCGUCACCGCCACCGACGAUUUCAUUUGGAACAAGGACUUCCUCGGCCGCAUGCAGCGCCUCCUCCGAGAAGACAAAGCCAGCCCCAAUUUGCCUCCUCCCGUGGAGGAGCAAAGCUCGGGCUUUUUGAGCCUUAAUCGAGCCAUGAGCCUUGAUAGUGUGGAAAUCGAUCUGAGUAAAGAGCUGAGGCCGCCGCCGAAGCCGGUAUUGGAGCAGCAGGUAGAGGCUGCAAGGCGUGGCAUCUCUGCUACUGAAAUCCUGAAUGAUGCCUCAUCUCCAAGAUGGAGAUUUGUGCCAACAAGGAGGGAGCAAGCAAAGUGGGACCGUGCAACUAAGGCCGCCACUGGAGGCAGUGAUGUUGUGUUACGGGAAUCAAGGAGAGAGAGAGGGGAUCCCAAGAUAUUGGCAGCUCAGGCAAGGGAACAGUAUCUCAAGCUAAAAUGGAAGCUGCAGCUCCUCACUUUGGGUAUUGGUGGCAUUGGUGUAGUCUCAGCAUACUUUUCUUAUUCUCCUGAAACUGCAGCUAGCUAUGGUGCAGGGCUGCUUGGUUCUUUGGUGUACAUACGUUUGCUUGGCAAUAGUGUAGAUUCCAUGGCAGCUGGGACUAAAGGGAUGGUCAAGGGAGCUGUUGCGCAACCAAGGCUACUGGUUCCAGUGGCACUUGUGAUGAUAUACAAUAGAUGGAAUGAGAUAUUAGUUCCAGAUCAUGGCUUCAUGCACCUACAGCUGAUACCGAUGCUUGUCGGGUUUUUCACCUAUAAGAUUGCCACUUUUGUCCAAGCUAUUGAGGAUGCUGUGAAUGUAGUUGAGAAGCGCCAAGUUUGAAUAUUAGUUUUUCCAUACAUGAGGCAUCUCACAUUCAGAAUUGUCCGACUAUGCGCAUAGAAAUGGUUCAGAUAUUCAUGAAUAUGGAGGAACUGAUUUUAUAUGUAGAGAAUCAUGGGGAAAAUUACAGAGAAAUUUUAAGGGUUCUGAUGCGUCAUGGAUCAUUUCUGGGUCAUGGAGAAGGUUAACACGUGGGACACAAAGGAAUUCACUUCAGUUCACUGUAAUUGUAAUAUAUUCAUUGAAUGUACUCUAACCGUCCCAGAUUGGGGCCAAAAAGAGAAGUGUAUCGUCAUCAGAAUGCUCAUGAGCAAUGUAUUUGCUGUAUCUUAAUAGUUGAAUUUGGAACUCAUGUUCCAAGACGUAAAUUAUCCGCAAUAUCUACAGAUUGCAGACAUGCAGCAAGUAAUUAUCAUCUUUCGAGAAGA